Molecule: messenger RNA, 1361 nt
Organism: Aphanomyces invadans
Lineage: Eukaryota; Oomycota; Saprolegniomycetes; Saprolegniales; Verrucalvaceae
Exons: 1
Coding region: 256-1230 (324 amino acids)
Source: RefSeq, a predicted model, not a curated record
GUCUUGCCAGCCACUGCCGUCGUGGUUUUGGCCGUCAUGUGGCAAAUACCAGUCGGUUGCGCCACUGGCUAUACAUAGCGAAGGUAGGUUGUCUCUGGCGUCGGUCGCAUUUCAGCAAUCAAAGACGACAUCGAGUUGUGUUUUGCCUGGCCGCGGCCGUGAAGAACAACCACACGGAUACAACUGUGCUUGUCCUUUGACGUGCAUGGGCUGGGAGCACCAACACGACAAGUUCUUUGCACGCUGGAAUGCAGCAUGAAACGGGUGGUCGGCAGCGCGUCGUCUGUCAAUUCGGACCGUGCAUGUGGUCGUCUGAUUCGAUUACGCAAGCGCAGCCACCCCCAACGUGUUCAUGUACACUGGGUCUGCACCGCUCAAGGGUUUGAGGGAGCGUCGUGGUCGUUCCAGUCCAUGGCUACGUGCAUGGCCUCGACUCCACCGACCACUUUGCGUCGCGCGCAGGCAAAGGGCACGUCCAGCCUAUCGUACAGCUCCUACAGCCCAGGCGCAAUGUGGACGCAGCCGCCAGAUGGUCUAAUCGUGCAGUUCUUGGCGCCAGGGGCUACACGGACCAGACUACGAUUUUACUUGCGUCACCACCAGGUCGAUACAAUGCGAGGGUUGUUUGUCGUUGCGGCGGUGGCGACCGCUCAAGCGUCUGGCGAAACGAGUCUCAAGCGAUGCGAUACGGGAAAGAUCGCUCUCACGUCCGUCCCGUAUAUGGCGACGCCAGCCGCCGAGGCGUGUGGCGCCGAAGCGCUGGGCGGCAAGUCCAUCCGCAGCAUCUUCGAGACGUCCGUGACGCCGCCGGACACGAUUGCCAAGAUGGUCCACACCCCCAGCUGCCAAACGUGGUGGAACGAGCUGUCGGCACCGUUUGCUCGCUUCAAGCCGUGCAUGUACCUCGGCAUGUCGAUCCAAAGCUUCUCCAACCUGUCCUUGGAAGCGUUUUUGGAGGCCAACAACCAGGAAAUCCAACGCUUCGACCCGAAUCGCCCGGCCGACAACAGCCCCAUUGAAACAGACGACGACGAUGCUCCGACGGACUCCCCUGCCGAAGAACCACCGACGACGGCGGUGCCAGUCAUCACAACGAUGGCCCCGACCACGACGACCGUAGCUCCACUCACGACGGCGUCGACGCCAAUUGUGAUGUCUCCCUCCGCUUCGUCCUUUCAACUCGCCACGUGGUGCUCGGUGGCUGCCGCCGUUGUCGCCGCGGUGCUCUAACUGAACUCUUCUGCCAAGGACCCGCCGAAGCAGUCCUCUUUAAUCGUAACACUGCAUGCCAUGUCCAUGGAGCGGUCUGCGUCGUCGCGCGCCAAGCCAGCGCAGCGUCGAUCUCACGCCAUCGCGCCGUU